Molecule: messenger RNA, 897 nt
Organism: Oncorhynchus gorbuscha (pink salmon)
Lineage: Eukaryota; Metazoa; Chordata; Actinopteri; Salmoniformes; Salmonidae
Product: ras-related protein Rab-33B-like
Exons: 3
Cellular component (GO): endosome; Golgi apparatus
Molecular function (GO): GTPase activity; GTP binding
Source: RefSeq, a predicted model, not a curated record
AGAACCUGAUAAGUGAUUGAGGAGUGUCAGUUCAUUAGUAGACAAAAGGGAGACGGACCUCCCCUCCUCGAUAGCGUCCUUUUGGCGAUGAAGCACAAGUGUUUUGAAAUCUUCCACGCCCCCUUUAAGUCAGCUAUUGUUUUUAUCAGAGGAGAAAUGCAUGCAAACAUUUAUUCUACUUAUCCUUUUAUCUAUAAAAUAUCUCGUACAACCAUUAAGUUUAUAUCACUUUAUACGUUUAUGUUGGGAUUCCACCCUCUAAACCUCAUUAGCCGCUCUGUCGAGCGAUUGGAGAAGUCUUAUUUCAUACAAGCUCAUUCUCGUCCACUUUCCCUCCUCGCCGCCUCUCCUGGUUUAACUUGGACCUUUUUUAAAGGACAGAGAGGAUGGAGGAGAGAGGACGCAGGAGGUGAGCAAAUAUAACUCCAGCUAUGGGACACGGCGGGCCAGGAGCGUUUCAGGAAGUCCAUGGUCCAGCAGUACUAUCGGAACGUUCAUGCUGUUCUCUUCAUCUACGACGUCACCAGACCAGACAGCUUCAGAGGCCUGUCAGCCUGGAUAGAGGAGUGUAGACAGUACUCACUGGGACAGGAGAUAACCAGGUUCCUCGUGGGCAACAAGAGCGACCUCCGUGACACCUGCAGCUGUGACCCCCGCUCCAUCAAGGUCGAAGGUCAGGUGACACGGGAUCAGGCCCAGAAGUUUGCAGUUGCCCACGGGAUGAUUCUGUUUGAAACGUCUGCUAAAAGCCUCCCUGGAGGAGGAGGAGGAGGAGAACCAGGAGGGGGGCAUCAGGACAGCGUGGAGGAUGUGUUCAUGGCCCUGGCCUCCAGGCUGAAGAGACAGACCAGACCCCCUCCCCCGGUUCUCAACAACACAGGAGUGUCUGGGUCCCUU